Molecule: messenger RNA, 1659 nt
Organism: Nilaparvata lugens (brown planthopper)
Lineage: Eukaryota; Metazoa; Arthropoda; Insecta; Hemiptera; Delphacidae
Product: neuroguidin
Exons: 8
Coding region: 219-1196 (325 amino acids)
Biological process (GO): maturation of SSU-rRNA from tricistronic rRNA transcript (SSU-rRNA, 5.8S rRNA, LSU-rRNA)
Cellular component (GO): small-subunit processome; nucleolus
Source: RefSeq, a predicted model, not a curated record
CAAUAACAUUUUAGGUUAUGUUAUUUUUCUUCUUUACCCAUGUGUUUUGUGUGUACAAAAACAUGAUGUUCUGUGACUUACUUUGCAAUUCAGUUUCUGAUUUGUUGUUUUCAAAAAUUGACAUGAAUUUUUGAAAUAUAUUAGUAAUGUUAAGCGUAUUUUUUAAUUUAUCAGGCUAACAACGUUUAAUGUAUCCAAUUAUAUCUUUGUAAUCAGAGAUGGAGAAAAUUGAGGACAAUCAACUUACUGGAAAUGAUAUUCAAAAAGAGAUGAUGGAUCUUAUAGGAACCAUUGAUAGUACUUUACCACAAAUUAAAGAUUCAAUAUCUAAUCUUAAGAAAACUAUCUCUUCCAGUAAACCAUCGAAUCAAAAAGGUCUUAGCAUAUUAGAUGUCAAAAACAACAUGAUGCUAAUGUAUUUGUCAAACCUGAUGCACAUUAUUCUAAAGAAAUGUAAAGGAGAAUCAAUUCAAGGAGAUCAGGCUAUUGAAAGAUUGACUGAAAUAAGAAUUGUUCUGGAAAGAAUAUUUCCCAUCGAAUCCAAAUUGAAAUAUCAAAUACAUAAGUUGAUAAAAACAGCAACGACUGGGACAAUCGAUGAAAAUGAUCCAUCACGUUUCAGAGCCAAUCCUGCAGACAUGGAAGACGAAGAAGAUAGUGCGGAUUCUGAUGAAGAAGAUGACGAUGAUGGAAAUGAUGGACGAGGAGCUGCUAGCAAGAGAAAAUCUGGAAUCUAUGUUCCUCCAAAGCUUGCUGCUAUGCAUUAUGAUGAAGAUGAUAGUAAAGCAGCGAAGCAGGAGAAAUUGUUGGAGAGAGCUCGUAAGCAUGCGCUGAACAGCUCUGUUGUUCAAGAAAUGAGAGAAGAAAUAUUGGAUGCACCGAAGGAAGUGGGACAAGCCAACACGUUCAAAAGGAAACAAUCGGCUCGACAAAGGGAGAGAGAAGAAUAUGAAGAAUCCUAUCUCACUCGAUUGCCUAUAAAGAGCAAGGAAAAGCAGCGCUCAAGGGCUCUGAUGACUGAAGGCAUGUUGGGAUCUGAGUUGACACACUUCGAAGAUAUCUCUGUUCUGGAUCCCACGUCAGAACGUCGACCACCUCUGGAAAGAAGAGGAAAUCAACGGGGAAGAAGUCAUCAAGAAAAGGUUCUAAAUCGAAGAAGCGCAAAUAUCAUUGAAUUCGUGCUUGAAGUGCUUUGAAUAGGAGAGACUGCCAAAUGUUUCAGCUGAAUUCGUGCUUGAAGUGCUUUGAAUAGGAGAGACUGCCAAAUGUUUCAGCUGAGGAGGCAUGGUCACUACCCUCUCCAUACACUAUCUCUAUCUCUGUUACAACAAUUAUUCCCUCUAAAUAUGAAUUUAGUCAGUACUAGCCGACUACAAAUAUGGUUCUCUUGCAAAGAAGGUGUCGGGUGUCGUCAGUCGUCGCGUCGCUAUUUUGAAUACCACUGACCUUUUUUUGGACUCCCCAGAGCAUUUUAUUUUUUUCAAGUGAAUCCUAAUAUUAUUAUGUUAUCGUAAAAAAUAUCCAUAUAAAAUAAUUUUAUAGAGCUUUGAUAAAAUAAUAGGUAAUGUAUUGAAUAAUGUACAAGUUCACAUUAUUCGAAUGAAUUUCUAUGUUGGAAUGACGUGUACAUAAUUAAAUAAAGGUUGUUGCAACACUUUU